AUGUCUGCGGACCCAGACAAUUCUCUGGGGUUGACCACCAGUCCGAUAAGAAAUUCGUUGCCCCUCAUCUCAGAACGACUUGAAAAAUAUCGACAGCUAGUUGUUUUCAUGGAGGCCUAUAUUCACGAUCACUUGAGUAUUGUCACCACAAACAUCAAAUCACACGAGAGGCUGCGUAAAAGUACUUCUAUUGAUUCGGUAGUAAGGUUUGAAACUGAUCCAGAGGGCUCCAUGCCAGUCACUGAGACAUCGGGAAUUGAGCACGCUGGGUCUCAUGACCACGAUAUUAACACCUUUUUCCGCCUUUUACAAGAUCAGACGGAAUCACUGAUCAAGCAAAUGGGCCUUGCAGAGACUACCAUGAAAAGUCAAGUCAUUCCACAACUGAAGGGACUUCAAUCGUCGAUAAGUACGAAGCAAAAAGAGUUCAGUCAUUUGUGUCACAAGCAUGAAAAGGAAUACAAGCUGGCAUUACAACAAACCACGAAGGAACUGGAACACUUUGAGUUAUCUAUUACGAAGUCCGAAAUGUUGCCCGAAAAUGCAAAACUGGAUUUUCGUCAUGACCCUUAUUUCAAUAAGAGAAUACUCAUGUCUCAGGCAGACGCACAGCUUCAGUCGGAGCAAAAGUUUUUGAAUUUUAUACAAAAUAGUGAAACUGACUUGAGAUUAGCCGAAAUCCAAACUACUCAGGAGUUGAAGCACAUUUUCGAGUUAUUCUCAUCAACUUUGGUCCACCUUCAUGGAGACUACAGUAAAAGCUUUCAAAUGCUAAAUACACAUUUCCAAGAUAUCCCAAAUGAUCUUGAAUGGUCACGAUUUCUCAAAGUAUACGACAACAAACUAGCCUCAACAUCAGAAACUUUGCAUGACUUAUCACAUCCCUCUUCGAACCGAAACCACAUCCCUGAACCGCAUGCAAGAAACCUUGAAACUGUGACUUUUCCAAAUAGACAGCAUUUCUCAACAGUUCCCAUAUUGGAAGGAGUUUUGGCAAGAAAGGAUGGAAAGCUUACUUCGAAGAUGUCAUCACACUAUUAUGUUAUCACCAAGAAUCGAUUUCUCUUCGAAUUCAAUUCCAGGGUGUGCUCGAACACCCAACCAAAUCAUGUAUUUUUCCUACCUGAAUGCACUGUCAAGGAUUUAGUCGACUCAGGGCCCUACCGAUUCAAACUUCAUGGCAAAGAUUUAUCAUCGGCCUUCAUUAAGAGCUCUAAAACACUGGUGUUGGAGGCAUCCUCUGAAGACGAACUGAAGACUUGGUACAAUGUCCUGAGCGAGCUGACAGGUUUGAUGUAUUCAAGCCAAGAAUCUCGAGAUUCGGACUAG
Ogataea parapolymorpha DL-1 is the source of this 1329-nucleotide messenger RNA. RefSeq lists its product as uncharacterized. The record is from RefSeq and is a predicted model, not a curated record. The transcript has a single exon. Bases 1 to 1329 code for a protein of 442 amino acids. NCBI's taxonomy places the organism in Eukaryota, Fungi, Ascomycota, Pichiomycetes, Pichiales, Pichiaceae.